Molecule: messenger RNA, 1273 nt
Organism: Cajanus cajan (pigeon pea)
Lineage: Eukaryota; Viridiplantae; Streptophyta; Magnoliopsida; Fabales; Fabaceae
Source: RefSeq, a predicted model, not a curated record
CUCCUAAUUUCAAGUAUCACUCAGCCAAAGCAAUGAUGGGUAGAGCUAGUGGCAGUACCACUUGCACUCCCUUCUGCUCUUUCUUCUUUAUUUCUUGCUUACUACUUUUUGCUGCUUCCUCUGAUGCAAGGCCUUCAAUUGUGGAUGGACUCUCAUGGAAUUACUAUUGGUUGACCUGUCCCAGGCUUGAAACCAUAGUUCGAAGACAUCUCCAGAAGGUCUUCAUCCAGGACAAGGGUCAGGCUCCUGCCUUACUCAGGAUCUUCUUCCAUGACUGCUUCGUUCAGGGUUGCGAUGGGUCGAUAUUGUUGGAUGGAAGUCCAAAUGAAAGGGACCAACCCGCAAACAUAGGGAUAAGACCAGAGGCAUUGCAGACCAUUGAAGACCUUCGAUCUGUUGUUCACAAGCGGUGUGGAAGGGUUGUCUCUUGCGCUGACCUCGUUGUUCUAGCGGCACGCGAAGCUGUUUCUCAGGCAGGGGGGCCAAAAUUCGACGUGCCACUGGGAAGAAAGGACGGCCUAACCUUUAGCAUAAACGGCACAAACAACCUUCCGCCGCCGUUUUUCCGCACCGGCGAGCUCCUCGACACAUUCGGACGCAGAAACUUCGACGCCAGCGACGUGGUGGCGCUCUCCGGCGCGCACACCUUCGGGCGAGCCCACUGCGGCACCUUCUUCGACCGAAUCAACCAAACGGACCCUCCCAUCGACCCCUCCUUCGCCGACAGCCUCAGCGACACGUGUCCCAGCGCGGAUUCCGACAACACCGCGGUGCUGGACGUGAGAAGCCCGAACGUGUUCGACAACUUGUACUACGUUAACCUCAUGAACCGCCAGGGUCUCUUUACCUCGGACCAGGACCUCUUUAGUGACUCCAGGACCACGGGAAUUGUGAGGUCCUUCGCCACCAAUCAGAAACUCUUCUUCGACAAGUUUUCCGAUGCGAUUGUGAAGUUGAGUCAGUUGGAUGUGUUGACGGGAAAACAAGGGCAGGUUCGCGCCAAAUGCUCCAUUCCCAACAACAAGAAGCUCGUCACCUCUGUUGUAGUGGAAGACGGGGUGGAUUUCACUGCUAAACUCUGAAAUUAAUUAAGGAAUUAACGUUAAUUAAUAAACUAAUGGCCAUACAUAAAGGAGUUUCUCCCCGUCUUACUUACUGCAUGCCAUGCAACCCUUUCUGUGUUGUGUUUUUUCUUUCCUUUGUCACAUGUUGUGUUUAACCGAGUUUGUAAACCAUGGUUCUUGCUUGAUAUUUUGGUGUUUGAUUUAUGUUA